Messenger RNA from Cryptotermes secundus, 1239 nucleotides. RefSeq names its product histone deacetylase complex subunit SAP18 (gene Bin1). Gene Ontology annotation, cellular component: nucleus. Gene Ontology annotation, biological process: negative regulation of DNA-templated transcription. Gene Ontology annotation, molecular function: transcription factor binding; transcription corepressor activity. The record is from RefSeq and is a predicted model, not a curated record. The transcript has 5 exons. The coding region runs from base 46 to 504 and encodes 152 amino acids. Lineage: Eukaryota; Metazoa; Arthropoda; Insecta; Blattodea; Kalotermitidae.
UAUGUGCCCAUACGGCAGUUCCGGAUCUGGCUAUCAUUUGCAAAGAUGGCGACAGCUCCAAUUGAAUCCAUGAUAGUAGAAGAUAAAUCUGAACCUGAGAAACCAGUUGAUCGCGAAAAAACUUGUCCCCUCUUGUUACGUGUGUUCUGCAGUACAGGGCGUCAUCAUAAUAUGAUAGACUACAGUAGAGGCAAUGUUCCUGCCAAUGAAUUACAGAUUUAUACCUGGAUGGAUGCAACACUCCGUGAAAUUACCAGUUUGGUUAAGGAAGUAAAUCCAGAGGCCAGAAGAAAAGGGACCUACUUUGAUUUCUCCUUAGUUUUCCCAGAUGUGAGGAGCCCUGGAUAUAGAAUGAGAGAGAUAGGAACAACAUGCUCUGGACAAAGAGGUUCUGAUGAUGGUAAAACUUUGGCACAGGCAAGGUUUUGUAUUGGUGAUUACAUGGACAUUUCCAUUACUCCACCAAAUCGCGUAAUGCCAAUGAUGAGAAGACGGCCAUACUGAACUGCUGCAGUUUGGCUGAUGAAGAUGAGAUAUUUCAGAAGAAAUGGAAAUGUUAUGUACCAACAUGUAAAUAUGGACUUCAGUAAUCACAUGUGAUUCUAUAUAAGAAGCUUACAAGUUAUGAUGCAUAAUUGUCACUUUUUCCAUAGAUAUUCUUUAAGGUGAAACUUCAUGUGUAAGCAUUCAAAAUACAUGGUCUUAAAAUCCAUGCCUGUGAAUUUCAGUUUUGAUUUUCUGUCAUUGGUUUUGUACAAUAUUGAAUAUACCCAGCAAAAGUAUCGUUUGCAUGAUUCAUCCUGUACCCUGUCUUUUAAAAGAAGUGGUAUAGUGUGAACUUUCCACAAAACCACAUGAAGUGUUUCAGUUUGAAAAUUCUGAUAUACAGGACAGUGGAUAUUGUAUCAGGAGGCACGGUGGCAAGAAACUCCUUUCAUCUGUGACAGGUCUCUCUGGGGAUGAUCAUUCCAAGGUGUGACUGUCUCCAAGCAGGGUUGAGUUGUGUACUGAUGGCAGAUUACUUCAAGAAGUGCGCACAUAUUAUGCAUUUAAGGUAAAAAGAAUGGGAGAAGUAGAGAAAAGUUGCUACAUAAUAACUCCAUGUAACACGGUCAUUGUGAAUCUAAAAAUUGUUUAGCUAUUCCAGAAGUUCUCAAAUUUGUACACAACCUGAAGGUUCAUCACUAUGUUUGUAACAUCUCAUUCUUAGCUAGAUAAAUCCUUGCAACAUUUCUUUAA